AUGUCUGGGCGAGGCAAGGGCGGGAAGGGGCUCGGCAAGGGGGGCGCCAAGCGCCACCGCAAGGUGCUGCGCGACAACAUCCAGGGCAUCACCAAACCGGCCAUCCGCCGUCUGGCUCGGCGCGGCGGCGUGGAGG
Molecule: messenger RNA, 136 nt
Organism: Cariama cristata (Red-legged seriema)
Lineage: Eukaryota; Metazoa; Chordata; Aves; Cariamiformes; Cariamidae
Product: histone H4
Exons: 1
Biological process (GO): nucleosome assembly
Cellular component (GO): nucleosome
Molecular function (GO): DNA binding; structural constituent of chromatin; protein heterodimerization activity
Source: RefSeq, a predicted model, not a curated record